AUGGUUUCUUUACGAGAUAAACAAAUAAAUGCAAUCAAGCAAAUGCUGAAUUUAAAUCAGCCUAUAGCUAAAACUCUCGCAUCAGAACCUGUGUGGAAGCUUUUAAUUUAUGAUCGAGUUGGACAAGACAUUAUUUCACCACUAAUAAAUAUUCAAGAAUUAAGAGAAAUGGGAUGUACUCUUCAUAUUCAAUUACAUUCAGAUCGUGACAGCAUUCCUGAUGUUCCUGCUAUCUACUUUUGUGCACCGACUGAAGAGAAUUUAGGGCGAAUAGCACAAGACUUCCAGAAUGGUCUAUAUGAUGUGUAUCAUCUAAACUUUAUAGCUCCCAUAUCUCGACAAAAACUCGAAGAUUUAGCUAGUGCAGCCUUGCAGACAAAUUGCGUUGCAAACAUCCAUAAAGUUUAUGAUCAAUAUUUAAAUUUCAUCACAUUAGAGGAUGAUUUAUUCAUCUUAAAGCAUCAAAAUAGCGAUUCCAUGUCUUACUAUGCAAUAAAUCGUGCAAAUACGAAUGAUGUAGAAAUGGAAAGUAUGAUGGAUAGUAUCGUUGAGAGUUUAUUCUCAGUUUGUGUGACUCUCGGGAAUGUUCCAAUAAUUCGAUGUCCCAAAAAUUCUGCUUCUGAAAUGGUCGCUAGAAAACUGGAGAAGAAGCUUCGUGAGAAUCUUUAUGAUGCUAGAAAUAAUCUCUUUCAUAUGGACGCAACACAAGCUGGUAAUUUCAGCUUCCAACGGCCAAUUUUAGUGAUUCUCGAUAGAAAUAUUGAUAUGGCAACACCAUUACAUCAUACAUGGACGUAUCAAGCACUGCUUAGUGAUGUUUGUGAUUUAUCAUUAAAUCGUGUCGUAAUUGAAGAAGAUUCUGAAAAAAUGGCACAAGGCGGUGCAAGGAGGAAGGCAAAACCUUACGAUUUAGAUAAUCGAGAUAAAUUCUGGACGUCACAUAAAGGAAGUCCAUUUCCAAAUGUCGCAGAAUCAAUUCAAGAGGAACUAGAAUCAUAUAAAUCAUCAGAAGAUGAAAUUAAGAAAUUAAAAUCAACAAUGGGAAUUGAUGGAGACACAGAAGUAGCUUAUUCGAUGGUCAAUGACACUACAGCACGCCUUACAAAUGCUGUCAAUUCAUUGCCUCAAUUGAUGGAGAAAAAACGGCUAAUUGACAUGCACACGAAAAUUGCUACAAACAUUUUAAAUUUCAUUAAAUCACGACGUCUUGAUUUGUUCUUUGAAAUGGAAGAAAAAAUCAUGUCAAAGUCAUUGGAUAAGCCACUUAGUGACUUGCUUCAAGAACCAGAAUUUGGAAGUCCUGAUGAUAAAAUGCGCCUUUAUAUAAUCUAUUAUAUCUGUACUAAUUUGCCUGACACGGAAUAUAAGAAAUUGGAAACCAUUUUACAGGAAGUUGGAUGCAAUUUAUCAGCAAUUCCGUACAUUCAGCGAUGGAAAAGUAUAAAUUCUCGAUCAUCUAAUAAUCUAGCUACUAAUCAAUAUGAAGGAAGUGGAACUAGAACAGUCACUAUGUUCAGUAAAUUAUUGUCACAAGGAUCGUCGUUUGUUAUGGAAGGUGUCAAAAAUCUGGUCGUUAAACGGCAUAACCUGCCAGUAACAAAAAUAACAGAACAGCUUAUGGAAUGCAAAGCUAAUACAGAAGUUGAUGAUUAUCUCUAUUUUGAUCCAAAACUGUUAAGAGGCAGUGACGUGUGUCCAAAAAAUCGAGCACCAUUCCAAGAUGCAAUUGUUUUUAUGAUUGGCGGUGGCAAUUAUAUUGAAUAUCAGAAUUUAGUUGAUUUUAUUAAGCAAAAGAAUACAUCAAGUACAUCAAAGAGGAUAAUUUAUGGAUCAACAACACUGAAUAAUGCAAAGCAAUUCCUCAAGCAGCUCGCGUUACUUGGCGAAGAGAUUAGCUAA
Messenger RNA from Chironomus riparius, 1899 nucleotides. The record is from the annotation of a GenBank genome assembly. Lineage: Eukaryota; Metazoa; Arthropoda; Insecta; Diptera; Chironomidae.